This is a messenger RNA of Cucurbita pepo subsp. pepo (vegetable marrow), 3342 nucleotides long. Its product is annotated as tetratricopeptide repeat (TPR)-containing protein. The record is from RefSeq and is a predicted model, not a curated record. Lineage: Eukaryota; Viridiplantae; Streptophyta; Magnoliopsida; Cucurbitales; Cucurbitaceae. Gene Ontology annotation, cellular component: transcription factor TFIIIC complex. Gene Ontology annotation, biological process: transcription by RNA polymerase III. Gene Ontology annotation, molecular function: protein binding.
GAAAAUAGAUUAAUAAACUCAAUACUUAAGAAACCCUCCAAAUUCACAAAGACCCUUCACCUUGGGCGCGUAAUUCAAAGAAACUCUUUGCUCCCUUAAAAUUUGGAUUAUUUUUUACGAUUUCCUCAGUCGCUCCCUCCCUUCCGCCGCUGCCACUGCCGCCCUCCGCUCAGAAAUUCGAACCCGCCAGAGGCGGUUGGUCUCUCUUUUCGCGCCAUAGUUCGCCAUCUUUGAUCGGCGGGCAAUUGUCGGUUUAGACAAUUUUCUUUCAAGAAGUUCAAGUAUCGUGCAUUUGAAUGGAAGAAGAGGGGAAUACAAUUUCUGACAAUGAAGAGGUUCCUGGUUGUGAUGUGCGAGGAAAAAGAGUUGUAGAAACAGAAGUAGAGGAUAGAGAGGAGGAGGAGGAGGAGGAGGAAGAGGAAGAAGACGAGGAAGAAGUAGAGGAUGAAGGAGAAGAUGAUAAUGAAGAAGAAGAUGGUUACAUUUUCAAAUUCAAGGCCGGAGAAAAUCCUUUUGAUUUUGUUGAAGGGACAGAUUUUAGCAUCCAACCAUAUAAAAAAUUUGAGCGUCUUGAAUAUGAAGCUCUUGCUGAGAAAAAGCGAAAGGCUCUUGCAAAUGGUCAGAGCGAGAGGUCUGCAAAGAGAGGCAGGGUAGAAGAUAUUUCUGGUGCAAGCUUUGAGGAAAUUAUGGAAGCUAUGAAUUAUGGAUCUAGGAGGAAGCGAAGGCAGCCUAAAAAACGAGGUAGGCGGAAAGGAUCAAAGAGAAAGCUUAAUUGUGAUGUUACAAAGUUGCUCGGUGAUGCAACCUUAUGUUAUGCUCAAGGCCAGUAUGAGAAGGCUAUAUCUGUAUUGAGUCAAGUUGUUCUGCAAGCCCCAGAUGUACCCGAUUCGUACCAUACACUUGGACUUGUUUAUAAUGCAAUUGGGGAUGAUGUAAAAGCCAUGGGAUUCUACAUGCUAGCUGCACAUUUAAUGCCAAAAGAUUCAUCUCUCUGGAAACUGCUAUUUUCAUGGUCAAUUGACCGAGGUGACAUUGAUCAAGCCAGCUACUGUCUUUCUAAAGCAAUAAAAGCAGAGCCUGAUGAUAUUAAUUUAUUAUUUUACCGUGCAUCACUCUACCUUGAGCGUGGAGAUUGUCAGAAAGCAGCUGAAACAUAUGACCAAAUUCACCAACUAAGUGUUGAAAAUGUUGAAGCACUAAUGACAGGAGCGAAGCUGUACCAACAAUGCGGUCAUCUUGAACGUGCAAUUUGCAUUCUUGAGAACUACAUCAAAGGACAUCCAGUUGAAGCUGAUUUAGAUGUAGUUGAUCUUCUAGCUUCUUUAUACAUGGGAAGUAAAGAAUUCAGCAAAGCUCUUGAGUGCAUUGAGCAUGCAGAUAGUGUGUACUGUGCAGAUAAUGAGCUACCUUUAAACUUGACUGCUAAAGCAGGAAUAUGCCACAUCCAUCUUGGAAAUUUUGAGAAGGCAGAGUGCCUCUUUGCUAAUUUGAGACGAGAAGCUGGCGAUGAAGGCUCAAAUUUGAUGAUUGAAGUUGCAGACUCAUUACUGAGUCUUAAGCACUAUAACUUGGCAUUGAAGUAUUAUCUGAUGUCAGAAGAAGUAAAUGCUGGAGGGAACGUGGGAAUUCUAUACCUAAAAAUUGCCCAAUGUUACUCAUCAACUAAUGAAAGAGCAGAGGCAAUUGUUUUCUUUUAUAAAGUGCUUCAACAUCUUGAAGAUAACAUUAAUGCUCGAUUAACUUUGGCUUCCCUCCUCCUCGAGGAAGCUAGAGAAGAAGAAGCCAUUUCAUUACUAUCUCCUCCGAAAGAUUCAAACUCAACUAGCUCAUCUUCCAGCAAAUGCAAACCUUGGUGGCUCAAUGAGAGAGUAAAACUGAAGCUUUGCCACAUAUUCAGAACUAAAGGAAUGCUUGAGAACUUCGUUGACGCAAUCUUUCCUUUGGUCCGUGAGUCCUUGUAUAUUGAGACUCUUCAUGAAAAGAUUAAAGUGAACAAGAAGAAGCUUCCAAAGAGGGUUUUGCUUGAAAGAGUCAAAGUACUAGAUGGACGUAAAACCGGUGGCCUAUUUCGUGGAUUCAGACCUGUAGCUCCUAAAUCAGAUUUAUCAAAGGCGUCGAGAGCAAAGAAAUUGCUUCAAAAGAGGGAAAGAAUCAAGGAAGAGAAGAAGGCUCAAGCUCUGGCUGCUGGAGUCAAUCUGAACUAUGAUGAUUUCGAUGAUGAGCCAAUGCUACGGGUGCCCCGAGAAUCUCCCCUGCCUAAUCUUCUGAAGGAUGAAGAAUAUCAUAAUCUUAUUGUUGAUUUGUGCAAGGCUUUGGCUUCCUUGGGAAGAUGUUCUGAAGCUUUAGAGAUCAUAAGUCUAACUUUAAAGUUGGCUUUUAACUCGUUGUCCAUAGAAAGGAAGGAGGAACUCCAGUUACUCGGAGCUCAACUAGCAUUCAGCUCAACUGAUACCAAGCAUGGAUUCAACUUUGCAAAGCACGUUGUGAAGCAGUACCCUUAUAGCAAUUCUGCUUGGAAUUGUUAUUAUAAAGUAUCUUCAAGAAUGACAAACCGGGAUUCAAGGCAUUGCAAACUUCUGAAUAGCAUGCAAACCAAGUACAAAGAUUGUGCACCACCCUAUAUCAUUGCAGGGCAUCAAUUUACCGCCAUUAGCCAUCAUCAAGAUGCGGCAAGGAAAUAUCUUGAAGCUUAUAAACUGUUGCCGGAUAGUCCCCUAAUUAACUUGUGUGUUGGAACGGCCUUGAUCAACUUGACACUUGGAUUUCGUCUUCAAAAUAAGCAUCAGUGUGUUGCACAAGGCUUGGCAUUCCUCUACAAAAAUUUGAAGCUUUGUGAUAACAGCCAGGAAGCCUUGUACAACAUAGCUCGAGCAUAUCAUCACAUUGGACUCGUGACACUGGCAGUCACGUAUUACGAAAAGGUGCUUGCAACUUACCAGAAGGAUUGUCCCAUCCCAGAACUUUUUGGAGAGAAUCAAGACGGUAAGCAUCAGACAUCAGUCUACUGUGAUCUACGUAGAGAAGCGGCUUACAAUCUGCAUCUCAUAUAUAAAGAGAGCGGAGCUUUAGAUCUUGCUAGGCAAGUCCUAAAAGAUAAUUGCACAUUUUAAGUAGGAAGCAGAUUUUUUUUUUUUUUUUUUCGAGGUAGCAGCUGUGUUCUAACAUCUAACUAGCAAUAGAUUUAUCUUUAUUUUGACAACAUUGUAUAUAUAGGUUAAGGAUAUAUUAUUUUAUGACCGAGUUUAUAAGGAUUCAGUUGAUUAUGUAUGUAUCUAUCAAACUUAGAAGAUAAAUUAGUGAUUCAGUCGAUUUUAUAUGGCAAGAAUAUGUAAUUUAGCUGAA